This is a messenger RNA of Camponotus floridanus (Florida carpenter ant), 1227 nucleotides long. RefSeq names its product odorant receptor 49a-like. Gene Ontology annotation, molecular function: olfactory receptor activity; odorant binding. The transcript is spliced from 5 exons. The record is from RefSeq and is a predicted model, not a curated record. The coding region runs from base 36 to 1226 and encodes 396 amino acids. Gene Ontology annotation, biological process: sensory perception of smell; detection of chemical stimulus involved in sensory perception of smell. Gene Ontology annotation, cellular component: plasma membrane. Lineage: Eukaryota; Metazoa; Arthropoda; Insecta; Hymenoptera; Formicidae.
CUUCCAAUUCUUACAGUAAAGUGACAUCAAGAUUCAUGGACUUCCAAACAAUGAAUUCCUUAAAUGUCUGGCUAAAUUUGCUAUCAGGCAAUUUAUUACCGAUGACUGUCAAUUCAUCGUUUCCUAUAUUCUGGAAGAUAUAUAGCGUCUUUGUAUGGUUACUCGAAUUGGUAUAUAUGGGCACAGCAAUCUUCGGCUGCUUUUACGUAUCAAAAGAAAAAGCAUUGAAUGAUGGCUUACUCAGUCUAAUAGUUACUGUAGAAGGAAUCUUCAUGGUUACACGAAUUCAUGCUCAAAGAAGAUUGGUACAACAAUUGAUACGUAAACUUAACGAUCUUCUACGCGUUGAAGAUAGAACUAUGAAGAGAAUCGUCAUGACAAAUCUAAAACCCAUGGAAAUACCAUUCAGACUUUAUCUGGUGGGUGGUUCGUUUUCCGUCUUUCUAUUUUACUGUAUAUGUUUCCAGUUAGUCUUCGAGAAGGAUACUUUCUUUUAUGAGGAUUACAAGACACCGGCCAUUUAUUCCAGAGAGCCAUUCUCCACUGAUAUCUUCUUGAUGGGCAGUUUAAUAGCAUUGAUCAGUAACAUGUAUGUUUUUUUUAAAAAGGUCAGCGUAGACAUAUAUAUGACAUAUUUGCUAGCGUUGAUAACGGCACAAUAUCAAUACAUUGCUUUGAAACUUGUAUCGAUAUUUCGAGACGGUGGUCAUUUGCAAUACAAUAAUGGCGGUGCCCAAGAGAAUCAACCUACGAUAGAUUUUUUCAUGGAGAAGGAGAUCAGAACCUUAUGUCGACAUCACAAUUCUGUCACGCGCAUAACAUUAAUGCUAAAAAAAUUGUUAUCUCUAAAUUUCUCAUUGAUAUACAUAAACAACGUUUUUCGAUUUUGUUUUGUUGGUAUCAUGUUGACUAAGAUAUCAACAUCUUUUCUGGAAGGAUUUAUGGUUCUUUUGUACGGAUGUGGUGCAAUAUUGCAAUUUUACAUAUUAUGUUCUUAUGUCCAGAAAUUAAUGGAGGCAAGCAUGGAAGUAACGGAUAAAGCAUUUCAUGAAAACUGGUAUCAAUUUAAUAUAUCUAUAAAACGUACAUUCAUGUUGGUGAUAAUAGCUAGUAAUUUAGAGUUAAAACUUUCAACAUUUGAAAAAUUUAAUCUAUCUUUGCCCUCGUUUAUGGCGGUUUUAAAUCAAUCAUAUUCUAUCGCCCUUCUAUUAUUAAAAAUGAAUUAAA